GCCAAAUCCACGCCUCUAACGCGUAGACCAUUUAAGUUCUGUAUUUCAGCCUAUUAAGUACUUAGUAUCAAAAGCAGUUGAACUCAUCCGAUAAAGUAUGUACAGAAAAAUAAAGAGAGUCAUCAACAUCAUAAUAUACACCCAUAGCUAAAGAGAAAUCAACAUGGUCGUGGUUCACAGCGAGCGGCAGAUUCCCCGUGCUGAGGGUUGGACAGGUGCAAUCUUUCAGGCCCGCGUUUCCACUUUUGCGAAUGGCUAUCGACACUACAAGGACGGUCUCCGCGAGUACUCGCCAGUAAAGACGAAGCGGCAUCUGAACCGAAACCGGCCAGGCACCUCAAGCGGUCCCGGGUCUCGAUCGCUAAUCGGCAGCUCAUCUCUGACAACAAACUGGAACCUAGCUUCUUCGUUUCGAACUAAUUGCACGUUUUCUUCGAGGAAGCGUAAGUCAGAAAGUAGUGCCCGCUGUAGCCGCUCUAGGUCACCAGCAAGCGGGCGCGAUCUGUCAGCCAGUAUGAGUGGACAGCAGUAUCCCUUCAAUUAAGGCUCCACGAAGCAGAAGAAGCCGCUCCAGAUGCAAUUUUUCAGUUCUGAAAGACGACCACGUCUAAUCAUGAACUAGGUGAACAAAAUCAAGCACUUAUUGUACUACAACAAGGAUUCUUCUAAUGCAGGCCGGCAUCUCGAGGUGGCCGUGAGAGCAGCGCUUCAGAGAAUGUCGUUUACGAUGACGCAAAACUAAUUCUGCGUUCAAAAUCUGGUCGGUAUUUUUCGCCCCGUCAUGCACCUGAUACAGCGCUUUCCAGGGAGCAAAGAGCACAGGCCUGGCGACUGAGGAUGCUGAGUCAAAGUCCUGUUCUACGACAUUCGAAACUCGAUGGCUCCCACGAGGACCUGGGUCUUCUAGCAACGCCAGAUGGGGGCUCUCAGAGGAGAAGAUCUAAAUGGUAUUUGAUAUCAAGGCAGCCCCAGGUCUACGACUAUCAAAAAUGAUGUGACAGUAGCACUAGAAAGACAAUGUGGUCUAUGAUCUUGUUCCCUCAGAUACAACAAGAGACAUCAGGUACGUAGGCCUGCACUAGGGAGAAACCACAUAUGAGGUCUUUCUGCCCAAGAUCUGUCCACUACCAGACUCCACUCGAUACAUCGCCCAGGUUGAUGAACGAGUACUCCUCUUCAAGCCAUUCGUAUUUGGAGCUAGAGUGCAAGCUUGUGCAGUGUUAUAACUGUGGUCGGGCAAAUGUGCAACAGGAAGGUCUUCUUCAUUUUGAAUUUGAUGCUCUUACAACCAGGUACGCGAACUUCAUCGUUGUCUACUACCUUCUGCACAGCACUUUGAUCAUUUUGAUUCUGCGACAAUUAGGAAACUCUUUUGUGUCCAAAUUAUCAGGUGUCACACGACAAGCGUGUCCACAGUGCGGUCGGUCAUUCGAUGUCUGCCGAGCAAAUCGCGUUUGAUUAUAUAUCAUUUUCACGUAGUUUGAAUCGAAAAGUAAUGUAUCGGGCAACAACUUCUAGAGCAGGUACUAGUUUUUAGACGAGUCGAAUUUAAAAAGCAGAAACAUUUAAUGAAGAAAAAACGAAGACGAACGUCAAACUCAAUGAGAAUAACAUAUUUACAGUUACGCGCACGGGCACGAUAAACCGUUAAUAUAUAAAAUAGGUAGCCGUAGAGGCAGAGCAAGUACGAUUUCCAUGUGGAGAACCCCAUAAAGAUUUCAUCACACCAUACAAGGCUGACUUUGCAUUCUUUGUAUAGAUGGCACAGUAAACAAGUACAGUUUCUUGACAGUCGCAGAUGAACUUUUUGUUUUUCGAGGGAACAAUCAAGGCAAAAAUGUCGUUAAUUGAUAUAACGUCAUUCUGACCCAACGCCAACAUAAAAUCUGACGAAAACGACCGUGAUUUCUUUACUAU
Amoebophrya sp. A25 is the source of this 1917-nucleotide messenger RNA. The record is from the annotation of a GenBank genome assembly. Lineage: Eukaryota; Dinophyceae; Syndiniales; Amoebophryaceae.